Messenger RNA from Wyeomyia smithii (pitcher-plant mosquito), 3197 nucleotides. It is a transcript of the gene Cdc5, whose product is annotated as cell division cycle 5-like protein. Lineage: Eukaryota; Metazoa; Arthropoda; Insecta; Diptera; Culicidae. Gene Ontology annotation, molecular function: RNA polymerase II transcription regulatory region sequence-specific DNA binding; DNA-binding transcription factor activity, RNA polymerase II-specific. The record is from RefSeq and is a predicted model, not a curated record. Gene Ontology annotation, biological process: mRNA splicing, via spliceosome; regulation of transcription by RNA polymerase II. Gene Ontology annotation, cellular component: Prp19 complex; spliceosomal complex. The transcript has 3 exons. Bases 148 to 2787 code for a protein of 879 amino acids.
CUUCAAAAGAAUCGUGCGGACUGCGGAGUUUGUCGGAAUAUUUUUCACCAAAACCGUAAAAACUAUCUCAUUGAGGUUCAUUCGUUCAUGUAUUUUGUCCGACUUGUUUUAAUUUCGCUCAAAGCUAGAUCAUACUAAUCUGCCAAGAUGCCGCGAAUAAUGAUAAAGGGUGGUGUUUGGCGAAACACGGAGGAUGAAAUCCUAAAGGCGGCUGUUAUGAAAUAUGGCAAAAAUCAGUGGUCACGAAUUGCAUCGCUGCUACACCGUAAGUCGGCAAAGCAGUGCAAAGCCCGCUGGUAUGAGUGGCUGGAUCCGAGCAUCAAGAAAACCGAAUGGUCCCGCGAGGAGGAUGAAAAGUUGUUGCAUUUGGCUAAGCUGAUGCCAACGCAAUGGCGUACUAUAGCGCCGAUUAUUGGACGAACCGCGGCUCAGUGCUUGGAGCGGUACGAGUAUCUGCUGGAUCAAGCCCAGCGAAAGGAGGAAGGAGAAGAUGGAGGAAUGGAUGAUCCACGAAAGCUUAAGCCGGGGGAAAUUGAUCCAAACCCCGAAACGAAGCCGGCACGGCCUGAUCCGAAAGAUAUGGACGAGGACGAGUUGGAGAUGCUGUCCGAAGCUAGGGCACGUCUGGCGAAUACGCAGGGUAAAAAGGCCAAGAGAAAAGCUCGCGAGAAACAGCUGGAGGAGGCUAGACGUUUGGCCGCUUUGCAGAAACGGCGAGAGCUGCGGGCAGCCGGUAUUGGACUAGGCAACAGAAAGCGCAAAAUUAAAGGGAUUGAUUAUAAUUCUGAAAUCCCGUUCGAAAAAGCACCCGCUCCGGGAUUUUACGAUACUUCCGAAGAAUAUGUGGUUCCGAUUGCGGCGGAUUUCUCAAGCCUUCGUCAGCAAAAUUUAGAUGGAGAGUUGCGAACCGAGAAAGAGGCUCGUGAACGAAAAAAGGACAAGGAAAAAAUUAAGCAGAAGAAGGAAAAUGACAUUCCGCUUGCGAUGUUGCAAAAUCAGGAACCUGCUAAGAAGCGAUCGAAGUUGGUUCUACCAGAACCUCAAAUCUCCGAUCAGGAGUUGCAGCAGGUGGUCAAAUUAGGACGCGCCAGCGAAAUAGCGAAAGAAGUUGCUUCCGAAUCCGGUGUGGAAACGACGGACGCUCUGCUGGCUGAUUACAGUAUAACACCACAGGUGGCAAUGACACCCCGAACUCCAGCACCGGUUACUGAUCGAAUUCUACAGGAAGCUCAAAACAUGAUGGCUCUCACUCAUGUGGAUACUCCACUAAAGGGAGGUGCCAACACACCGCUCAUCCAGUCCGAUUUCUCUGGAGCACUUCCACAGAGUCAAAUCAUAGCCACACCAAACACGGUGCUGGCGACACCUUUCCGUUCCGUUCGUGGUCCGGAUGGAGCGGCAACACCCCAGUCUAGUGGAUUUCUGACGCCAGCAUCCGGUGCUCUUAUACCACUUGGAGCUACUCCGGCAGGACAACCGGGAGCGACCCCGAACUUCGUUCGCGAUAAACUCAACAUAAACACGGAGGAAUCGUUGGCCGUCACGGAGACUCCUGCAACCUACAAAAAUUAUCAAAAACAGUUGAAAUCAUCUUUAAAGGAGGGUCUGGCGUCUCUUCCGACACCGCGAAAUGAUUACGAAAUUGUGGUUCCGGAGCACGAAAAUGAUGCAGGAAUGUAUGACGGUACCAAUGGAGAAAGCAUGGUAGCCGAUCAGGCCGAUGUUGACGCACAGAAGAGACAGGAUUUGCAGGCCCGAGAGGCGAAGGAGUUGUCGCUGCGGUCUCAGGUUAUUCAACGCGAACUGCCCCGUCCCUUGGACAUCAAUAUGACUGUACUGCGACCACCUAAUGAAAUGCAUGGUUUGACUGAGCUGCAGCGUGCCGAAGAACUGGUUAAGCAAGAGAUGGUGAAAAUGCUCAACUACGAUGCGAUUCGUAAUCCGAUCGUCAAUCCGCAGGCUCCGCCUGUUAAGAAAAACCCGCUGGCUCAGCAUCUCGCUUAUCUGGAGCAACAUCCGUACGAGGAUGUUGCUGAGAAUGAUUUGGAGCAGGCGAAAGAACUGUUGCGAGAAGAGAUGGGCGUGGUUAAGGCUGGGAUGGCUCAUGGAGAUCUAUCGCUUGAAAGUUACACCCAAGUUUGGCAGGAGUGCUUGUCGCAGGUGCUCUAUUUGCCAAGUCAGAAUCGUUAUACCAGAGCUAAUCUUGCCAGUAAAAAGGACAGAAUUGAAUCCGCUGAAAAGCGACUAGAAAUCAACCGGAAGCACAUGGCGAAGGAAGCGAAGCGUUGCGGUAAAAUAGAAAAGAAGCUGAAGAUUCUAACUGGAGGAUACCAGGCUAGAGCACAGGCACUGAUCAAGCAGUUCCAGGAUACGAACGAGCAAAUCGAACAAAACAAUCUGGCUUUGUCCACUUUUAAGUUUUUGGCAUCCCAGGAAGACCUAGCGAUUCCGAAACGAAUGGAAUCACUCACGGAUGAUGUGAUGAGACAGACCGAGCGGGAGAAGUCAUUGCAGAAGCGGUACGCUCAGUUGCUGGAUGAGUUCAGGGAGCUGGCAAGGGAUGACCGCCAGAGGCCGGUUUCGUUGAAUCAUGCUCCAAGGGUGGAGGUUUCGCAGCGAAACGGUCGACCGGAACCGGAGCCAGUCGAGGAACAGAUUGAGGUGCCGAGACCGGUUAAUCAACAACCGAUAGAAGAGCCGCAGCAACAGCAGCAGCAAGAUCCGGCAGAGCCAGACGUCGAUGAUGCCAUGGACUGUCAGGAAGAUGACGAGGAACGGGGAGAAUAAGGAAGGUAGUUAUUGUGAUUAUUUGUUCUGAUCAAUUGCAUUAUUUACCGCUGAUAAGUCAAUAAUGAACUAUAUAAUCAAUAAUAUAUUAGUCAAUCAUGAAGUUGGAUUCGUUAUUGCUGCUUCAUGGCUGCAGCUAGCGGUACAGAAAAAAAUUCAAAAGCUAAUUUACAACGUUCUAAAAUCUAAGUCUACCUAAGUAUAAUUUUCAGCUUUGUUUCGAGAAAAAUUGUUCGCAGUUCUGACGGUUAUUCAAGCUCAAGCGAGAAUACAAAUCUGUCACAACAGAAUGUGUUCGCCAUCGUUAGAUCGACCCAAUUCAAAUGACCCUUCUAUGGGUUCCUUAAAUACUUAUGUGGCUAAUAAAACGGUCAAAUUUAUACUGAACUUAAAACAGUACCGUUGAGAUA